AUGGCGGACAUUAAACUGAAAAGUGCCUAUGAAAUCUACAAGCACAGAAAUAAAUGCCUUCUUCAUAACUGGGAAGAAGAGCGGAGAGUUGUGGAAUUGAAGGAAAACCAUAUUUUGCCAGAUGAUCCUAGUGAAUUGCAAUAUGGUCAUCCAGGAAUUCUGACUCUGAAUGAAAAUGCAGAAAUGUCAAAAAUUACAGAUUUCCAAGAUUCCUUUCGGUACCCAAAGGUGAAUUAUGUCCAACAAGUAGGUUCUAGAAGGAAACUUUUUGAAAGAGAUUUAUCAGAAAAGAUACAAUCCCAGAUGCUUGCCAAAAUGGCUGGACGACAAGAAAAGCCUGAUUACAAGACAGCAACAAUGGAGGCGUUUAACAUCGAAGGUUUUGAAUCUAAAAAUCCGAAACCCACGCAAACACAUGAUUAUCGCACAGAACAGCCAGUGAGUUAUUGGUUACAAAACUACCAGAAAAUUCACGGUGUGACCAUGGUGAAAACCCGAGAUACAGUCUUCCGUAGGGACUGUGCUUUCAGUAAACCUGUCGAGGAAUCAUGGGAAGAAGCAGAACCCUACAUAAAAGAGCAUUAUCCAUGA
Messenger RNA from Acanthosepion pharaonis, 591 nucleotides. The record is from the annotation of a GenBank genome assembly. NCBI's taxonomy places the organism in Eukaryota, Metazoa, Mollusca, Cephalopoda, Sepiida, Sepiidae.